AUGGACAAAAGACCAUCUCGCUUGCAACCUCGAAAAAGUAUUUCUGGUGAAGAAGAAAAAAAAAUCCCAGUCCGUUCUUCUAUGCCUCGUAACCCAGUGAAGAAAAACAAGCCAGUUGUGGAUACCCGCAAAGUUUCUUCAGUAUCGUUAGAUGCCCCAAACGCCUUAGUAGUAGACAAGCCAAAAACUUCACGAGAUAAAGAAUUAAUCAAUACAGCACUUAACAAACAUUUUAUCUUCACCAGUCUAGCAGAUGAAAACCGAGGACUUUUAAUUGAUCAUAUGAAGCAUUAUACCUUAGGCCCACUUGAAGUAGUUUUUGAACAAGACCAGCCAGGAAACACCUUUUUUAUUGUCGCUUCAGGUAAAUUAGAUAUCUAUGUCAAUGGAAAAAAAGUAAAAGCCCUGGGUGCUGGAGAUUCGUUUGGUGAACUGGCACUUUUGCAUGACUCUCCAAGAUCAGCCACAAUUCAAACUUCAGAAAGGACAACACUUUGGGGACUUGACAGAAAAACAUUCAGACAUGCUGUAGAGACUGUUAAUGCACAGAAUUACCAAGAAAAUAAGCAAUUUAUUGAGAGUGUCCCACUUUUCAGGAUUUUAACGCCUGCACAAAGAGAUGCCCUGGUAGGGUCAUUGUCUACACUGAAAUUUAGGCCUGGAGAAAGGAUUGUGAGCGAAGGAGACCCUGGAGAUCUGUUUUAUGUGCUGAAAGAAGGAAGCGUAAGCUGCACACAAGAAGGAAGAGAAAUAAGACAGAUGUUUAGAGGCGAUUUCUUUGGGGAACAAGCAUUGCUUUAUAACUGUGUGAGGACUGCAAGUAUAUCAGCAAUUGAUGAUGUAAAAUGUGUAGCAAUUGGCAGAGAAAGAUUGACAAAGGCAUUGGGUAACCAGUUGCAGCAUAUUAUAUAUCAGAAUACGAAGAGGAUGGCAAUUGAUGCCUCAAGCACUCUGAGUAGGCUUACAAAGGAUCAGACUGAUAGGGUUAUCAAUGUACUAAGAGUAAUUACAUAUUCUAAUGGCCAAGUAGUGGUCAGACAAGGAUCUCCUAAAGGCAUGCACUUAUGGAUGGUAAUGAAAGGGAAAUUAACAUAUAGAAAUGGGCAUGAAUGUGCUGACGUGUUCCAAUGCAUUGGUGAUCAAGAUAUCACAAAUACUCCAUCUGGAAAUUAUAGUGAAGAAGUUGUCGCUGAUGGAGAAGCAGUAGUCGCUGAAUGCACACGUGAAGAAUUCGAAGAAUGCAUUGGAGGUGUUUUUAGCCAAGUCACCACAAAUAAUGAAGCCCACUCAGUACUAAAAAGAGUCCAACUACUCCGAGGCCUCAGCUCUGACAGGUUCCAAGCAUUAAUCCGCGCAUUACAAAUCCGUGAAUUUUCCAAUCAAGAAGUAAUCGUCCAACAAAAUAAUCCCGGCGACUGCUUUUUUAUCAUAAAAUCUGGAAAAGUUGACGUAAUUAAAGAUGGGAUCAAUGUAAGAACGAUCACAAAGCACGACUAUUUCGGAGAAAGAAGUGUCCUUUUCAAUCAUUUCAGAAGCGCCACAAUUGUAGCAAAUGGCCCUGUUUCUUGCUGGGUUCUGCACCAGCAAGAUUUUUUGAGCAUUAUAGAUGAGAAUAUCCGACAGCAUUUGCAAAAAAGAAUAGAUCUACAAGACGAUAACAUUACGCUGCAAGAUCUAGCUAUCGUCAAAGUGCUUGGAAAAGGCAUGUUUGGGAAUGUAUUUUUGGCAGUUCAUAGAGAAAAAGGCCACUUAUAUGCUCUUAAAACAGUUGAUAGGCAGAAAAUCGAAAGGUUUGAAAUCCAAGAAAACUUAGUCCUAGAACGAAAAAUUCUGCUACAGCUGGACCAUACUUUGAUACUAAAGCUAGUCAGAACUUUUAAAGACCCUCGACGUGUCUAUUUCCUUACUGAAUUUGUAAGAGGAAUGGAUCUAUUUGAUGUGCUUCGGCAGCUGAACCUAGUCACCGAUAAAGAUGCUAAAUUUUACACAGCAAGUUUAGUUGUCAUUUUAGAGCAUCUUCAUGAGCGUGAUAUCAUUUAUCGUGACCUCAAGCCAGAAAACGUAAUGGUCGACGACGAAGGAUACGCAAAACUCAUUGACUUUGGGACUGCUAAAAUUGUAAAUGGCCGCACCUAUACUAUUGUUGGGACACCUCAUUAUAUGGCUCCAGAAGUUAUUGUAGGGAAAGGCUAUAGUGUAGCAGUUGACUAUUGAAGUGUAGGGAUCAUGCUUUACGAGUUCAUGUGUGGUGGAGUUCCUUUUGGAGAAGAGGAAGAAGACCCCUUCGCAAUUUAUGAAAAAGUGCUUGAAAGACGACUGAUUUAUCCUGCGUUUGUAGACCCCAGGAUGCCAUCAAAGCCUUUUAUAGAGCAGCUUCUGUCAAAAAACCCUGCUAUGAGAACAGGAGGAAGCAUAGAUAACUUAAAAGCCCACCCAUGGCUUAACGGCUUCAAUUGAGACCAACUUUUGUCACGGCAGCUAGACUCGCCAUAUAGGCCUAGGGUUUCUGACCUUUCUAGAGAAAUCCAGGCAGCCCUGAAAAACAAACGAAGCAUCAACGACAUCAUAUCUUUAGAAGAAGCCAGCGAAGAAAUGCCUCCAGGGAAAUCCAGAAAACCCAAAAAUGUUGCUAAUAACUGGGAUGAAGACUUUUAA
Messenger RNA from Blepharisma stoltei, 2655 nucleotides. The record is from the annotation of a GenBank genome assembly. NCBI's taxonomy places the organism in Eukaryota, Ciliophora, Heterotrichea, Heterotrichida, Blepharismidae.